This is a messenger RNA of Amblyraja radiata (thorny skate), 1842 nucleotides long. It is a transcript of the gene npl, whose product is annotated as N-acetylneuraminate pyruvate lyase (dihydrodipicolinate synthase). The transcript is spliced from 13 exons. Bases 256 to 1170 code for a protein of 304 amino acids. Lineage: Eukaryota; Metazoa; Chordata; Chondrichthyes; Rajiformes; Rajidae. The record is from RefSeq and is a predicted model, not a curated record. Gene Ontology annotation, molecular function: lyase activity.
GGCGGGCGGCACCAGCUCCCCGGCAUCUGAGCUGAGCUGAGCAUCGUGCAGGCAAGGGAGGAUGUCUCAGAGAGGAGACGUAAGUUCAUGUUCCCGGCGGCCAAGUUAGAGUGAAUCGGGAGCUGCUUAAUCGGGGCCGUUCCUGCCCCCUCGCAUCCGAAAUCCCAACGUACCAGCUGCUUCCUCGCAGUGGACAUACAUUAGCAAACUAUUAUAUUUAGCAGUCGACUGCUCUGGGCGUUUGGGUUGGUAGAAAUGAGCAGCAAAAGGCUUAGUGGUUUGGUGGCAGCAACCUUCACACCCCUGACAAAUGAUGAUGAAAUUAAUCUCCCUGUUAUUGGUCCAUAUAUUGAUUAUCUGGUAAAGGUCCAAGGGAUUAGAAAUAUUUUUGUCAAUGGAACUACUGGGGAAGGCAUGUCACUUAGUGUUGAAGAAAGAAAAUUGGUUGCUGAAGAAUGGAUUAACAAGGGAAAGGGCAAGUUAGAUCAUGUGAUCAUUCAUGUUGGUUCGUUGAGUAUAAAAGAAUCUCGACAAAUGGCAGAGCAUGCUGCUAAGUGUAAUGCUUCUGGGAUUGCAGUUAUUUCACCAUUUUUUUUCAAGCCUCAAAGUACAGAUGCUUUGGUGGAGUAUCUUAAGGAAGUUGCAUCAGCUGCCCCUGGUAUCCCUUUCUAUUAUUACCACCUUCCUGAGCUAACUGGAGUAUCUUUUAGAGUUGUGGAACUGCUAGAUGGAAUUGAAAAAAAGAUUCCAACAUUCCGGGGGUUGAAGUUCACCAGCAGUGACUUGUUGGAUUUCGGUCAAUGUGUUAAUAAUUACAAGGAUAAAUUUGACUUGCUCUAUGGAAAAGAUGAGCUACUCUUGUCUGCAAUGGUAUUAGGAGCAACUGGAGCAGUUGGCAGCACAUACAAUUAUUUUGGGAAUUUGAAUAAAAAGAUGCUGAGUUAUUUUGAGAAACAAGACUACAACUUGGCUCGGGAGCAGCAGGCUAUAGUUCAGGAAUUCAUUGGCUAUGUGAGCAGCCUUGGUUUUGGUGUGGCAGAAAACAAGGCUACAAUGAUGCUGGUUUCAGGCAUUCCAUUAGGACCACCUAGGCUACCAUUGCUGAAAUGCAGUGAGGAGAAGAAAGCACAAAUAUUGGCAAAACUGAAAAUCCUGGGAUUGUUGAACUAAAUAUCCCCAAUAAUAAUAAGUGAUUAAUACACUUAAAUUAUCAUGCAUGGCAAUUAGAAUGCAUAUUUUAAUUAUGCAUUCUAUAUAUUUUCAUCUUGCUCUCGUGGCUGCAUAUCUGUGAGACUAAGGAAAAAAGUAAAUCAAUACAGGUUGAACGACGAUUUUCCGGCAACUGAUGGUCCCCCCCCCCUUAUAACCUGGACAAAAUUAAGAGAUCUCAGUUAAAAUUCCCUGAAUGGCCACAGAUGUCAUUGUAAAUUGAGUGCGAACGGAAUAACCUUCCGACCCAUCGUCUUCCCUGCUUCAUCGUCUUAGAGCCGCCAGCUUCCGACCCCAUUCCCGACUCUCAAGGUGCACCUGCGAGCCCUCUCACCUACUGCAGUUCCAUGCUGUUGGCGGUGGCUUUAUCCGCUCCCCGCUCGAGCACCGCCGCCUGCUUCUCCGUUGCUCUGUUUCGUCGGCCUCGUCUCCUCCCCACCCCCCCUCGAGAUGAGAGAAGCAGGUGGUGAUGGUCAAGUGAGGAGUGGAUAAACAGCAGCAGGUGAGAGGGGCUCGCUGGUGCACUUUGCAAGUCGGGAGUGGGGUCAAAAUGCAGGGCUCUAAACGCCCGGGGAGACGGUGGGAGUGGUGUAUGGGUCGGCAGGCUAUUCAUUCCAUUCACAAUCAAUUUAC